Molecule: messenger RNA, 915 nt
Organism: Dentiscutata erythropus
Lineage: Eukaryota; Fungi; Glomeromycota; Glomeromycetes; Diversisporales; Gigasporaceae
Source: the annotation of a GenBank genome assembly
AAGAGGAGAGAAGAAAAAGGCACUGUGACAACAUUAAUGAUUAUAAAAGGUUAGCUGAAACUAUAAAUAUUGGAGGUAUAAAAUUUUCAAGUAGUUGGGCUGAACAUUUCAAGCAACAAUAUAGAUUAGUAAAAUGUGCCCGAACUCAAAUAGCACAAAAAAUCUCUGAGGAUAUGCCUGUAAUCAUUAAAAAUUUUCUUAAAACAUUGCAUGAAAAAGCUCAUAAUAUUGAAAAAAAAUAUAUCUUAUCUUUCGAUGAAACUUCUAUCCGGGAGAAACUCCCACCAAUAGUAAUCUUUAAAUUGAAAAAAAAACCUAAAGGCAAAUUCCCACGAGAUAUCAUAAUAGCAACAGCGCUAUCUGCAAUCAUAACUGGCAAUUUAAUAAUUUCCACUUACAUUCCAUGGGUUAUCAGAGCUAGACAAAAUAGAUUUUUUAAAAACAAAGGUAUUAUUUUUGUUGAUGCAUAUCAUAGUCAUAAUCGUAAUAAUGUAAUUAGAGCAUUUAACACAGAAGGCUUGAAUGUGUUAGAAAUACCUGGAAGAACUACUAGUGUUUUGCAGCCACCAAACGUCUCUGUUAACAAGCCUUUUAAAAAUGAAAUGAAAAAAAGAGAUAUAGAAAGAAAUAUUUUGGUCAAAUCUUUCGAAGCAUCAGGUCUUACACUUGAUCCUAAUGGUAGCGAAGAUGAUAAAAUGUCGCACCACUUCAAAGCUAUUGUCGAAAAUCGUCUGGAUGAAUUGUCAAUCGAUGACGAAGAAGCGCCAAAUUAUGAUAAUGGUGAGCUAGAUGAUGAUGAACUGGAUAAUGGUGAGUCAGAUGAUGAUGAACUGGAUGAUAGUGAGUUAGAUGAUAAUGAGCUAGAUUUUGGUGAGCUGGAUUAUGGUGAGCUGAACGAUAGUAAGCCAAACGAUG